AGUAUCAAGCAAUAUUGGGCCCAAGAAUGGAAUGGAAGCGUCAAGAGUUCCUGCUUUAUAUUACGCCAGUUUCCUGAUUGACGUUUAUUUCUUUGUGAAUGGUUCAAAAUUGGCCUCGGAGUUUCUAAGCAGGUUCCCCAGCGAGAAAUAUCAAGUUUCCCAACAAAUGCUGUUUAUACUUAAGUUAACUCUGCAGAAAGCUCUUUCCCUGAGUCCAUCUUUUGCGUUUUGCACAUUCGCUGAACAUCUUUUGGACAAACAUUUUCACUACAAUAUCGCACUGGAGAUUCCAUCCUUAGACUACAAAACAUGUAAUAAAAAAUUAAGCAACGUUCUGUAUGUGGACACUUUCUUUCCAUUAGAGCAACGGUGCAUGCCCUGGACAUGGUUUCUUUCGCUCGAAAUGCAAUUCUUCAUUGUUGCUUGCUUGGUUUUACUUCUCGCACAGAUCCACUCAGUCUAUGCGAUAAUUAUUGGAAUAGCCACGUUUGUCAUCUCCAUACUAGCGUCCAUAGUAUGGGAAUCUAAUCCAAUCACCAACACUGAUUUCUCGCUGGACACUUAUAUGCAAAACGAAUUGGCUGACUUCCAUUUGGUUUUCGACAACAUCUGUUUGCGCAUUUCUCCAUAUGUAUUGGGCGUUUGUGUCGGGUAUAUCUUGCAGCGCACACAAUCUAAUAUGAAAAUGCAUAUUGUGAUACAAAUUUGUGGAUGGCUGGCUUAUUUGCUAAUGUUCGGCUUAUUUAUAUUCGGUUACCAAUACGGCUACGAAAUGCUAAUACCCAAUAUAAAAUCUGGACGUUGGUGUCAGGCGAUACUCUUCACCAUUUCGCACGCGAUGUGGUCUCUGAUGCUGCUCUGGACUACUCUCACAGUUGAAACUCAUCAAACUUGGAAACCGUUGAACUUUUUGCUUGACGGGAGGUAUCUGCAUGCUUUGGAGCGUCUGUCACCGGUUAGUCUUCUUGGGGCUCCUCUCAUAAUUCGACUACUCGUGUUCACAGGAGACACACCCAUCUACAACUCGAUAGGACAAACAUUUUCCAUAUUUAUCGGAUGUUUGCUGGUGACGUAUCUCAGCGCACUUUUGCUUCACUUUUUAUUCGAUGGACCACUUUGUGCCAUUCUCCAGGAGACUAUACUUAAAUAGCAAGAAGAGAGCGCC
This is a messenger RNA of Anastrepha obliqua, 1165 nucleotides long. RefSeq lists its product as uncharacterized. NCBI's taxonomy places the organism in Eukaryota, Metazoa, Arthropoda, Insecta, Diptera, Tephritidae. The record is from RefSeq and is a predicted model, not a curated record. The transcript is spliced from 7 exons. The coding region runs from base 32 to 1150 and encodes 372 amino acids.